This is a messenger RNA of Saccostrea echinata, 975 nucleotides long. RefSeq names its product protein trapped in endoderm-1-like. The transcript has a single exon. Bases 1 to 975 code for a protein of 324 amino acids. NCBI's taxonomy places the organism in Eukaryota, Metazoa, Mollusca, Bivalvia, Ostreida, Ostreidae. Gene Ontology annotation, cellular component: membrane. Gene Ontology annotation, molecular function: G protein-coupled receptor activity. The record is from RefSeq and is a predicted model, not a curated record. Gene Ontology annotation, biological process: G protein-coupled receptor signaling pathway.
AUGGCUUGGAAUAGGAGUGUACAAUACAGAAAAUCAGGAGUUUCAGAAAUAACGUGGAAUUUAACCCUGCAUAAAAUAACGACUUUAGCCAUUUCUUCGAUGGGCACCAUUAUUAACCUUGUAGCUAUUUUUGUGAUAGUCAAAGGGGGACUUCAUCGUCAGAGAGCAUUCACAUUUGUGUUGAAUUUGUUUAUUGGGAACUUACUGAUGUGUUCUGUUGCUUUUCCCUUGUAUAGUACACCAGCCUUUUCCCCUGUCCCUCAAGAUGACAUAAACUGUCCUUUUUCUGGAUAUAUCCUUUUCACUUUAACAGGAUCAACGUUAUUGAAUUUAGUAUUAAUUGCAAUAAACCGUUAUGUACUUAUAGUGCGCUUUACUUACUAUGAAACAAUUUAUAGAACACGAAACACGAGGAUAAUCCUAGCAGUAGCUUGGCUUUUUUACCCAAUAAUAUAUAGUCUUCCACUGAGUGAAUUGUGGGGAAAAUUCCAAUUCGACCAACGGAGACUGUUUUGUAGUCCAUUGAAGACUGAUGACGGAUUUCCUUAUUUUGUUCUCAUCGUUUCAUCUAUAACUGCCUUUCCAUCCCUAACGUUUUGUUACAUAGAAAUUGUUCGAAAAAUUAGAUCCAGUAACAUAAGAGUAAAUGACACACAGAGUGAAAAUACUCAAAGACAGAAAAACGAAAGACAAUUGCGUCGGUCAGUCUUAGUGACAAUUUCAAUCUUCUGUGGCCUGAACAUACCUGUAAUUGUUGUAUCCAUUGUGGAUCCUAAAGUUGAAAAACUUGACCCACAGUUUCAUUUCUUUUUUAUCUAUGUUGGAAUGUUGGACUAUAUAGUCAACACUCUCAUUUAUUCUUUUUUGAAUCAACAAAUAAAAUCAUCUUUUCUGAAUACAUUCAGAUGGAUUUUAAAAACAAACAGAACUGAGCCUUCCAGAAUUCGACAUGCUGAAAUACAAGAAAUAUCUUAA